GCUCCCGAACGCAUCACGUCCCUUGGCUUCCAACGGGCCUACUCGAGAGGAGCAGCAGGAUUCGAGUCUGGCCUUCAAGCUGCCCACGACUGGCAGCCUCCACACGUAGGGAGUAAGUACCUCGCACUGUGGGGAGCAGCCGCUUAAGGAAACGAAACACUGAGGGAAUGAGGCGAAUGCCGCCUCCCAAUUCAUUCUUCGCAGGUGACGAAGAACCUGAGGCCCGUGAGGCGCCAUAUUGUGUGGAAGCUUUAUAACGACGGCGGCGGGGGGAAACUUUUGUUGAGGGGUUUAACGCUCCCCCCCCCAAAAAAAACCCGUCCAUUACAUGCAAGUUUAUGACGGGGGAAUUCGCUUCCAAUGGCAAGGAAUAGCGUGGAGGGAUUUUUUUGUUUUGUUGUUUGGGGGGGGGAGGGGUGUGGAGAGCAGAGACCGUGAGGUGGAAGACAUGGUAUACGACAGUUGAGCUCCCCAUCCCUAAAGGCACUGGCUGAGGGAGCUGGCGCGGCCGUUGCUCCCUCGGCCUCCAACGAGGCGCGGGCGGGGCUUCCCAACGCCCCGCCCCUCCGCGGUUUUGGCCGUUGGAGGGGUAGUUUGGGGAGGCGGGGCUUCGGCCCCCCUCGGGGAGCCCAGGGGCCGUUUGGAGGCGGCGCGAGGGCUGGGAGGCGGGUGGUGGGCGGGGCCGCCCUCCCGUCGGUUGCUAAGGGGGUGCUUGGUUACCUGGUUUGGGCCUGCCCUCAGAGGUGGGCAGGUGGGGGCGCUGACGCCAUUGGUUACCUGCCUGGAGCUGGCCAGGUUUCCUCCCCAAUUCGCAUCCCCCCCCCCCAGAAAGGAGCUUCGAUUGCAUGCUUCACCUGCCACUGGAGAAGAGGGGGGGUCUCAUUCAGAAGGGGCUCAGUCCCUCUUUCCCCUUGAAAAGUUUGAUUGCCAGGGGCUGAAGACACCCUCUAAUUGUUUUUAAAAAUAUUAUCUUAUGCAUUUUUAAAGGGUGGUGUGCAAUUAUCUUGUGCUUUCCCUUUUUGGCUCUGGGUUUUGAAGUACCCUGCGCUUCUCCUUUUAAAAAAAGGAUAGGACCCCCUUUCCAUCCCCCAAACCCAUCCACACACACACACACAUCCCAAGGGAGGAUUGGAUAUUUUAUUUGGCAUCUUUUAACUUCAGGCACUUUUUGGAGAACGUAACAUUUCAAUUUUUAACAAAACAUUGAGCCACUCAUAUGCUUUGGAUGCCAUCGAUGUUUUUUAGCUUUUGGCGCUGUCAAGAAUUGGGAAAGUUAAUGUGCAGAGGAUGUAAUGGAAGCAUAAGGCAAAUCAACAACUGUUUUGUGGAGGCUAAUCAGCGCAUCUUUAAAAGCACUAGCUCCUGAUUGCACCUAUUAUUUGCAAAGUUUUGCUGCACCAAGCUGGUGGUGUUUACUCCCUGUACAUUCAGCUUUCUGAAGACUUUGAGACAUUGGUAUUCGCCAGUAUCAUGUCAGACUCAACCUCCAAGGUGUCCGAAACUUCCAACCCUCGGGCUGUGGUUACAGAUCCAGCUUCUACUGCUUCUGCUGCUGAAGGCCCAGCAGAUUCCUCUUUCGGUGAGCAAAACCUGAGCUUCACCACCACGGAUCUCAGCCUGGUGGAAAUGACAGAAAUAGAAUACACACAACUUCAGCACAUACUCUAUUCCCAUAUGGAGGCACAAGCAAAUGAAAAUGAAGCAGAAAAUAGGCUGAAUUCAAGUUCCUUCUCCACUAACAAUCCUGCAAAUCAAUCACAAUACCUGUCAUCAUCUAGUAACAGUCUAAGUGGCUUUUCAUCAAACAGUUCUGGAAACCAGUCACUUUAUCCCAUUAUCUGUCAGUCUGGUUUAGCCUCUGACAGCAAUUUCAUGGGUCCUAAUCAGUGUCUAGGGCACAUUGACUUCCAGGAGCUAAGAAUGAUGUUGCUCAGUGAGUCUAGCAUCCCUCCAAACCAAGCUGAAAAAACUCCCAAUAGUAGCUCUGUGGAGAUGACUGGGCAGAGUUCAGUUAAAGCCAAACAUAGUGAAAACUUGGGCGGGCUAAAUAAAGAAAAUUUGCCUGUGGAAAAUUCAGCACCAAUUCUUGAAUCCAGAGCCAAAUCUGCAGUCCGUGUUCGAUUGGAAGACAGAUUCAACAGUAUCCAGGCUGAACUUCCCAGAUGUCAAGAAACCCAGGAAACUGGAGUAGCCAUUAACAAUUUAGUAACUCUAAUUCGCCAUCCUUCAGAAGUGAUGGGUGUUCCUCUCCACCAGCAACAGAACAAAUGUACCACAUUAGUGAAAAAUAAGACUGCUGCUACUACGACUACUGCAUUGCAGUUUACAUGCCCACUGUUUAAUCCGAAUGUUGCUUCUCCUGUAACUGGAAAUGCAAACCCUUCACAAACACAGAGCUCUGGAGCCUCUGUUCUGGAAACAGCCAAACAUCAAGAUCUUGGGUUACCUCGAGCUUUUUCUAUUUGUUACCAGCAGGAAAUUGAGGCUACAAAACAGACUGUUGGGCCUAGAAAUAAGGCACUGCCUGAACAUGUUUGGAUUAAAUUAGGAGGAGAUGCUAUAUGUAAGCAAACAAUAAACAAAAGAAGUCGUAGUCGAAUACAUCCUUUGGACACCAAUGUGCAGCGCAAACCUCUUGGUGAUAUUCAGAAUGUGUGUGAUACCCAAAACGCUGGCCCAGCUCAUAGCACUUGGCAAGCAACACAACCAACCCAGAGCACACAAAGUGGAACUCAAGGUGGUACCUCUCAGCGUCGGGAGAGACAUAACCGGAUGGAAAGAGACAGAAGGCGCAGAAUCAGGAUUUGUUGCGAUGAACUUAAUCUUCUGGUUCCAUUUUGCACUUCGGAUACUGACAAGGCAACAACUUUACAAUGGACAACAGCAUUUCUAAAAUAUAUUCAGGAACGACAUGGGGAUUCUCUGAAAAAGGAAUUUGAGACCGUGUUCUGUGGUAAAACAGGCAGACGACUAAAGUUAACAAGAUCCGAUUCACUAGCAACGUGCUCGACACAGGAGAUUACUCAGAAUGGCACACCUAUGGAGAUAAAAUAGUUGGCUCUCUAUAGUCAAAAACUGGUGUAAAGGGUGAACAUGCAAGGAU
This is a messenger RNA of Podarcis muralis (Common wall lizard), 3103 nucleotides long. RefSeq names its product transcription factor like 5 (gene TCFL5). Gene Ontology annotation, cellular component: nucleus. Gene Ontology annotation, molecular function: protein dimerization activity; RNA polymerase II cis-regulatory region sequence-specific DNA binding; DNA-binding transcription factor activity, RNA polymerase II-specific. NCBI's taxonomy places the organism in Eukaryota, Metazoa, Chordata, Lepidosauria, Squamata, Lacertidae. The record is from RefSeq and is a predicted model, not a curated record. Gene Ontology annotation, biological process: regulation of DNA-templated transcription; spermatogenesis.